Molecule: messenger RNA, 1792 nt
Organism: Bactrocera dorsalis (oriental fruit fly)
Lineage: Eukaryota; Metazoa; Arthropoda; Insecta; Diptera; Tephritidae
Exons: 3
Coding region: 983-1792 (269 amino acids)
Source: RefSeq, a predicted model, not a curated record
GGGUGCAGAGAAAGGGGCGGACUAAUUGAAUUAAUUUGGACAUUGCUCAGGUAGUUGAGAACAUAUUUUGAAGCAAUCUUACAUAUCGUCACCUGAAAUGCAAAAUAACGUAUCAUCAAAAAAUUCGAAAUUGAGUGUCUUAUUGAUUACGCUUCACUACAUCAAAUUAUAUACGUAAUAUUAAAUAUGUUCAACAUUUUCUGAUUCUGCGGUCAUAUAUAAACCAGUUUUAACCAAUAUUAAUAUUUUGUUUCACUCAUGUUCCAUUUUAUUCCGUGUUUCAUUCAUGCCACUGUAAAUUUCUGAAAAUGUUGUUACGUUAAUUUGCAUUUCAGGUGACGAUAUACAAGUAUGUAACUCACACACUGAACAUAAGGCUUCUUAGAAAAACAAAAAAAAAUUGAUGUACUAUAUGCGUGUGAGGGAAAUUUGAACAUUUUAUAUUAUGUGUGUGUACACAAUAUUUGGGAGGACGUAUGGAAUCGAUGUUAUCUAUAAUCAAUACGGAUGUUCGAAAAUCGUGGUAUUAAUUAUAUGGGGCCUAAGGCAAGUUUUCACCUCUUUUAGCAAUUUUAGGCAGAAAGAUACAUUAGGGGUAUUCGGGAUCUGUUGUAUUUGCCAUUGUAUUUUUGUAUUCGUGGUUUCUGUGGUUUUUAUAGUAAAUGUAGUAAAAAUCCAACAACAAAAUAUACAUACCAUUCAAAUACAACAGUGUAAGAAAAUACAAUAGUGCGACCCUAUUGUAAUUGUGGUUUUUGUUUUGUACAUUUCUCACAGCUGAUCACAAUUAAAAAGAUGGCUGAAAUGAUGGACGCUGUAAGUUUUUAUUGCUAAGCUUAUUUUUAAAUAUUUUAAUAAAAAGUCUAUUUUACAGAAGUUAAAAAAGGAUAAAAUAAGGCGGCGGGAAAAACCGAAUAAGAAAUGGACAGAAGAAGAAGUGGGCCAAGUACUUAACUAUUUGCAGGAGCAUCCGUCGUUUGAAAUGCCUUCUGCACAAAUUUUUUACAAAAAAUUACUAUUGGAAACAGGAAUCUCAGCAGAUUGGAAUUUAGUUCGGUGGAAAGUACGCAACAUGCGCACCGCAUACAACAAAGCAGAGCAGUGGAGAAAUGGGACAGGCGCCGGCCUGUUAGAGGAACAAGGUAUCGAAAGUAUUGAUCAAAAACUGAGCAAGAUGUGUCCCCAUUAUAAGCGAUUGCAGAGCAUAUUUUUUAAGAGCAAAUCGGCAGACUCGACACAGUACGUGUUCCAGUCCGAAGAUGGUACAACUAAUCAUGGUGAAUGUGAAAUUAUUCAGCAGAGCGAAUAUGACAGUGGUAGUAUGUUCGUUGACGAAAUUGCGACAACGACUGAAAGCGAACAUGAUAAUUUAUUUUAUACGUUGCCGAAUGAUAUAGAAAUUGCAACACCAGUUUCUUCUAAACGAGCUCAAAAUAUAAAUGACAACAAGGCAGUAGAAUUCGCUGAAAAGAUGAGGAAAUCGGCACCGAAAACAGCAAUUAGCAAAUUAUCUGCACUACAAUCGGAAAGAAAUGAGCUACAAAUGCAACGCUUAGAAUUAGAAAAGGAGAAACACAGAGACUACAUGGAAAGGGAGGAAAUACGGAUAAGUAUAGAAAAGGAAAAGUUUGUUUUGGAAAAAGAAAGACACGAGAAAAUGUUUGAGCUGGAAAAAGAAAAAUUAGCCAUAGAAAAAGAGAACAAUAAGGAUAAAUUAAAAAUUUUGACUAUGGAGCUGGAGAUGAAGGAGCGACUAGCACGUUAUGAGUUAGAACUAAAAUACAAACAGUAA